Symbiodinium pilosum is the source of this 653-nucleotide messenger RNA. The record is from the annotation of a GenBank genome assembly. Lineage: Eukaryota; Dinophyceae; Suessiales; Symbiodiniaceae.
GCUUCAUCGGAUUCUGCGUCACCAUGCUAAUCGCUUCCAACAUGCUCCAUCUUGGGCAGAUUGAGGGCAGCAUGCAGGACUUUGCCACUGGCCUGGGCUCAGUGAUGAUGGGCAUGGUGGCAGUCUCCAUGUUCGGCCUUGUCGUUAUGACCGCAAGUGGCGUCAUCUUUCGUUCCGCGCUGGGUGGACAGCAGGAGCUUCUAGUAUUCAACUUGCAGCGGGUGCCAGUACCUGCAGACAUGGCUAAAAACCUGAUGUCUGUCUCUAGCGAGCUGGCCCAGAUGCGGGAGGAAACUGUGGUAGCGUCAUUGAGGGCCAUGGCCGUCUAUGAUGUCAAGCUCAUGAUGGCCUUCUUGUCACUCCUGGGUACGGAGGUCCUUGAAGACAGGAAGAGCGCCAACCUGAAAAGCAGGAUCAGUUCAAGUUCCUUUGGACCCGGGGCAGAGCUUCCGAGCCAGCCCGAGGUGUCUACCGGGCAAGACAACCCAGAGGAAGAAGAAGCACCCGAAUCCGCCGAGGCAUACGAGGCUGAGGUGGAGGCCUCGCCUGAGGAGGAAGACAUUCCAGACGACAACGAGGAUGCUGUGAGAGGGACAGAGAUGAAGAUGAGGACGCUCCUCGAAGAGGAGCCCGUCCAUUCGGAACGGAUCUGA